UUUCAUGUAUUUCUUUUAGUAGUAAUUUUAUAAUUUUGAUACUUUUGGAGACGGUAAUGAUAAUGUCUAUGAAUUUCAAGACUAAAAUGGUUGUGUACGUUUAAUCCGUUAAAAAAAAGUUGAAUAUGACAACUUCAACUGUAUUAUGUUUAAUCUUAAAAUUGUUCACGAGAUUAAUUGAACAAAUUUAGAGUCAAAGAACCGGACAAAAAAUAAAAUUUUUGUUGCCACUAAAUCACGAGACAACUUUUUAUCUUAUGAUAUUUUGUCUUAUAUUAUUAUGUGUGCUUAUAUUUUACCUAUAAAAUGGCCCUUUGAAACAAAAUAAUUUUAGAAGUAUAAUAAAACAAGCUGCCGACACUUUCAGUUGCCACUAGCCAGUGAGGUUUGGUUUCAAGUCUUUCUAUAUUUAUUUACUUAUCUACCCUUUCAAAGCAUAAGCACUUCUGCAGCAUUUAUUCUCUUUUUCUUUCCCUUUUCCAUUCAAAGUGAAAACAAAACAAAACCUCUUUCUAAGAGUGACACAUAGUUCAAUUGUGUAUGUGUGUGUGCAUGUGUCUCCACUCACUCUUAAUUCUCAUCAUCAUAUCAUUAUCUCAUUUCUUUCCAUUUCUUUGAGUUUCUCACUACUUGUUCUUUUCUGCUUAAUCUCAUGAAUUCAGUAGCACAAGUUCUCAAUAUUGUUUUCUAGUACUAGUAACUACUACAUGUGAUGUGUGCCAAUAUUCAUUAAAUUCUCUAUAUUGCACUUGCAUAGUUGCAUACACAUACACAGAAAGGUUUAGCGGCGCAGUUUUGUUGUCUGUGUAAUUAUCUUAUAUAUAAUAUAAAGUUUAUCAGGUGACAAUUGAAGUUGAUAUUUAUAAUUUUUAUAUACAUAAGUAAUUAUGCAAUCUGCAAAAUCAGAAUCUGAUAUAACUAGUUUAGCUCCAUCAUCACCAUCAAGAUCUCCAAAGAGACCUGUGUACUAUGUACAGAGUCCAUCAAGAGAUUCACAUGAUGGAGAUAAGUCAUCUUCCAUGCAAGCUACUCCAAUAUCAAACAGUCCUAUGGAGUCUCCUUCACAUCCUUCAUUCGGAAGACACUCGAGAAACUCGUCUGCUAGUCGGUUUUCGGGGAUUUUCAGGUCUUCUUCAGGUAGGAAAGGUGGUAGGAAGAGGAAUGAUAAAGGUUGGCCUGAGUGUGGUGUGAUUCUUGAAGAAGGUUCUUAUCGCGAAUUCGAGGAUAAGUCUUUUGCUAGAAGAUUUCAAGCUUUGAUUGCUGUUUUUACUUUUGUGGUUGUUUUUACUGUGUUUUGUUUGAUCAUUUGGGGUGCUAGCAGACCUUAUAAGGCAGAAGUUACUGUCAAGAGUUUGACGGUACAUAAUUUCUAUGUUUCGGAGGGUACAGACUUCACUGGUGUCGCAACAAAAAUUCUGACACUUAAUAGCACUUUGCAUAUGAACAUAUAUAACCCUGCUACAUUUUUCGGCAUCCAUGUCCACUCUUCACCCAUCAAUCUUGUUUACUCGGACAUCAGUAUCGCAACCGGCGAGUUGAAGAAACACUUUCAGCCUAGAAAAAGUCGCCGUCUUGUAUCAGUGAACUUGGUAGGUAAUAAGGUUCCACUUUAUGGAGCUGGCUCAACCAUAACGGUUUCGCAGACUGGUAUUGUUGAAGUUGCACUCGUGUUGAAGUUUGAUCUCCGUUCGCGAGGAGAUGUGGUGGGGAAACUGGUUAGGACAAAGCAUCAUAAAGAAAUCACUUGUCAUUUGGUUAUCAACUCUGCUGGAUCGAAACCUAUUAAAUUCAAGAAGAAUUCAUGCACAUAUGACUGAUAUGAUUUUUUCAUUUUGGAAGAGUUCACGUGUGUUGAAAUUGUAACUUAAAAUUGUAUAAUUUAAAGUUUGUGAGUAUUUUUUUGUUGAGGAUGUUCAUUUGCAAGAGAAGUUCCUUAAUCAAUUUGUAUUUUACUUUUGUGUGA
Trifolium pratense (red clover) is the source of this 1963-nucleotide messenger RNA. RefSeq lists its product as uncharacterized. The coding region runs from base 888 to 1817 and encodes 309 amino acids. NCBI's taxonomy places the organism in Eukaryota, Viridiplantae, Streptophyta, Magnoliopsida, Fabales, Fabaceae. The record is from RefSeq and is a predicted model, not a curated record. The transcript has 3 exons.